Messenger RNA from Oncorhynchus masou masou (cherry salmon), 1077 nucleotides. RefSeq names its product tetraspanin-7-like. The record is from RefSeq and is a predicted model, not a curated record. Lineage: Eukaryota; Metazoa; Chordata; Actinopteri; Salmoniformes; Salmonidae. The transcript has a single exon. Bases 1 to 1077 code for a protein of 358 amino acids. Gene Ontology annotation, cellular component: plasma membrane.
AUGAGCUGUCCACUGCCCUACGACUCCUUGCCCGCUCUGCUGAGCCCCAGGCGAGAGGUGGACUGGGAACGUGAGCAGCUAGCGGCGCGGAGGCUCUCCUCUCCCAGAAAGCUGAGCCUCCUCAACCCUUCUACUGGGCUUCGGCGGCACUCGGCACUCCCCGGGUACACGCUCUCGCCCUUCCAGGAGAAGCAACACCAGGAGCAGCUGCAACAGCAUCUCUCAAUAUCCCUGUGCUCCGAGGCCUCCAUGGCGCCACCAGCUCCCCUCAUGGGUGGACCCCUGCCCUGCUGCCAGCCAGUGGGUAUCAUGCCCCUGCUGCGCCUGGCCCUGCUGGCCUUCAGCUGCCUCUUUUGGGCAUCCGGUCUGGCCAUCUUCACCCUGGGCGUGUGGGCCCAGGUAUCGCUGGCCGACUACAUGCUGCUGUCGGCCAACCACUACCCCAACACCCCGCUCAUCCUUCUGGCCACUGGGGCCACCGUCACGGCCUGGGGCUUCCUGGGCUGUCUGGGAGUGGCCGCCAACCUACCCGUCGUGCUGCGGGCAUAUGGCUUCAUACAGUUGGCGGCACUGAUGGCAGGGCUAGCCGCCGGCCUCUCGGGCCUGUUUUACCGCGAGGACAUUGCCGGAGGGUUCCGUAGUGGACUGCAGAAGGCAGUGGCGGGCUAUGGCGAAGACGAGGGCCGCUCCAAUGCUCUGGAUAGCCUGCAGAGGGGGCUAGAGUGCUGCGGGGCCGAGGGCUGGCGCGAUUGGCUGACCUCGGACUGGGCCAAUCAGGAUGCAGCAUUCUCGCCCAUGGCCAACAGCUCCUCUGUGUCGCUACCCGAGAGCUGCUGCGUCCGACGCAAGGGCUGCCGGAACCGACCCCUGCCAGCAGUGGGGGGCGAAGGGGUGGCGGCUGCUGGGAUCCAUCCCCACGGAUGUUUCCGGAAGGUGUUCAGUUUCGUCAAUGACAACGUCUUCCACAUUGCUGCCACCGUGCUGGGUCUAGCCUUCACCCAGAUAGGCGGCAUCGCCCUGGCCUUUCUACUAGCUAACCGCCUGCAACCAAGACCACACCGACCAGUCACACACUAA